Molecule: messenger RNA, 3641 nt
Organism: Entelurus aequoreus (snake pipefish)
Lineage: Eukaryota; Metazoa; Chordata; Actinopteri; Syngnathiformes; Syngnathidae
Gene: hpse
Product: heparanase
Exons: 11
Coding region: 203-1924 (573 amino acids)
Cellular component (GO): membrane; extracellular matrix
Molecular function (GO): hydrolase activity, acting on glycosyl bonds
Source: RefSeq, a predicted model, not a curated record
CCUUAUCUUCACCAUACCUGGUUGUCCAAAUUAGGCAUAAUAAUGUGUUAAUUCCACGACUGCAUAUAUCGGUAGAUAUCGGUAUCGGUAAUUAAGAGUUGGACAAUAUCGGAUAUCGGCAUAAAAGCCAUUAUCGGACAUCCCUAAUAAAUACUCACUAUUACUCCUUCCCUGAGCAAAUGAUUACCAGUGAUAUGAUGAAAUGAGUAUUUACAUAGUGACGUCAGCGUGCCGGGCGAAAGGGGCGUGGCUACAGUCUGACCCAGUAAGUCGGCAGACCAGAAGACAAAAAGCCCCCAAAGUCACCAUGGAGGCUGUCGAGAAGACGCUGUUGUUGUUGUUGUUGUUGGCGCUUGUUGUGCUGUGCGCGCCCACGGGCGGGACCCGAGCGAGGCACCGCGUGGACCCUCGCUUCGUGUCCGUCACCAUCGACGCCAGCCUCGCGCAGGACGAGCGCUUCAUGUACCUGCUCAGCUCUCCUAAAGUCCGCACGCUGGCCAAAGCCUUGGCGCCCGCCUACGUGAGGUUCGGAGGAACCCGCCAGGACUUCAUGGAGUUCAGUCCUCAGCGGGACCGUGGAAUGGCCGUACCGAAGCGCAACUGGGCGGAGCUUCCUCUGUGUUGGGAGGAGCAUCUAAAAGCGCAAUGGCGUAAACAAGCGAAGCUGCUGGCCCAACAAGACAUGAACAGGAAGUUCCCUCAAAUUGAGUUCACCGAGGUGACACUGGACCUGCUGCACGCCUUCGCCAACAACUCCGGACUGGAUCUCAUCUUUGGACUCAACGCGCUGCUGAGGAAUGCCGACAAUACGUGGAACAGCAGCAACGCUCGCUCGCUGCUCGGCUACUGCCAGUCCAAACGCUACCGUGUGUCCUGGGAGCUCGGCAACGAACCAAACAGCUUUGAGAAGAAGGCGGGGAUUCGCGUGGACGGCGUCCAGCUGGGGGAGGACUUCGCUCGUCUCCGGGAGAUGAUGUCACAGUCCGCGUGGUACCGCCGCGCCGGUCUCUACGGACCCGACGUGGGUCAACCCCGACACCGCACCGUCGACUUGUUGGACAGGUUCCUGAGGAGCGGAUCCCACGCCGUGGACGCCUGCACCUGGCACCAUUACUACGUCAACGGGAGGGACACGUCGCUGGACGACUUCCUGGACCCCAAGAUCCUGGACUCCCUGGCGCCCCAGAUCAAACACGUCAUGAAGGCAAGUGGCUUGUGGCGUGUGUCACGUGGCGUGCUGACGCCCCCUGGCUUCCCGUCUGCGCAGGAAGUGAGGCGCACGUCUCCGGGGAAGCCUGUGUGGCUGGGAGAGACAAGCUCCGCCUACGGGGGCGGGGCCGUGGGCCUGUCGGACACGUUCGCAGCGGGCUUCAUGUGGUUGGACAAGUUAGGACUGGCGGCUAAAAUGGGCGUGGCCGUGGUGAUGAGGCAGGUCUUGCUGGGUUCCGGAACCUACCACCUGCUGGACGACAACUUGGAUCCUCUUCCGGACUACUGGCUGACGCUCCUGCACAAGUCUCUGGUUGGACGCGGCGUUCUGAGCGCCGCCAUCUUUGCCGAGACGAGCGGAAGCAGACGCGUACGUCUCUACCUGCAAUGCAGCGCCACGCGCAGGUACGCGGCGGGCGCGGUCACGCUCAUCGCCAUGAACCUGGGCAAGAUGGCCGCCCAGGUCGCCGUACCAACAUGGCUAGCGGCGAGUGGCGUGGACGCCUUUGUGCUUCAGUCGGAUGUAGAAGGCGAGGACGGCCUCUUGUCCAGGUCCGUGAUGCUGAACGGUGACCUUCUCAAGAUGGCGGAGGGUGGAACACUCCCGCCCCUUAAAGGCAGUCGUCUGCCAGCUGCAGAACAUCUUCAACUUCCUGCUUUCUCACUGGCUUUCUUUGUCUUCACGGACGCACAACACCACGCCUGCGCCGCGUGACCUCCACCUUCUCAUCGUAGUCAUGUGACCUCAUGUAGUAGCUGUCACAUGCUUCUGUUAUGGUUUGCACUGCUCUAUUCUAUCUCUUAUAGUUUUAUUUUCUAUUAAAGAAGGCAGACAUUUGUAUUGUCUAUUCUGCCUAGCAACAGGAGACGGACAUUUUUUAUUAUCCGUUCUGCCAAGCAACAGUAGGCUGAAUUUUGUGUUAUUUUACUAUUUUUGACUAGCAACAGAGGGGAGACAUUUUAUAUUUUAUAUUCUACCUAGCAACAAGAGGCAGCCAAUUUUUUUAUUUUCUAUUCAAGGAGGCGGGCAUUUUUAAUAUUGUAUUCUACCUAGCAACAGGAGGCUGAACUUUUGUAUUAUGCAAUUUGGGAUAACCUCCAGCCCCCCCGCCCCCCCGUGACCGAGAGGGACAAGCGGUACAAAAUGGACGGACGGAUGACUCGCAACAGAAGGCAGACAUUUCACAUUUCAUAUUCUUCCGAGCAAUAGAAGGCAGACAUUUUGUAUGCAUACUCGCAACAUGAGGCAGACAUUUUAUAUUUUCUUUUCUACCUCGUAAAAAGAGGAAGCCAUUUUUUAUUUUCUAUUCUGCUUAGCAACUGGAGGCAGACCCUCUUUUAAAUGUCUUACUCUACCUAGCAACAGUAGGCACACAUUUGUUUUGUAAUAUGACUAGCAACAGGACGCAGACAUUUCAUAUUUUAUAUUCUACCUAGCAACAAGAGGCGGAGAUUUUCUAUUUUCUUUUCUACCUCGCAAAAAUCAAUCAAUCAAUCAAUCAAUGUUUAUUUAUAUAGCCCUAAAUCACAAGUGUCUCAAAGGGCUGAAGAGGAAGCCAUUUUUUAUUUUCUAUUCAGCUAGUUUUUUUUGUCUAUUCUGCUUAGCAACUGGAGGCAGACCCUUUUUUAAAUUUCUUAUUCUACCUAGCAACAGUAGGCACACAUUUUUUUGUGUAUUAUGACUAGCAACAGGACACAGACAUUUCAUAUUUUAUUUUCUACCUACCAACAAGAGGCAGACAUUUUUUUUUUCUUUCAAUUUUAAAGAGGCCGCCAUUCCUUAUUGUCUAUUCUGCUAAGCAACAGGAGGCUGAUAUUUUUUUUAUUUUCUAUUCAAAGAGGCAGACAUUUUAUUGUCUAUUCUGCCUCGCAGCAGGAGGGAAACAUUUUAUUUUUUACCUAGCAAUAGGAGGCAGACAUUUUUUAUUUUCUAUUCAUACUAGCAAACAGGAAGCAUACAUUUCAUCAUUUCUAUUUUAAGCCAUUUUUAUUUUCUAUUCAAGGAGGCAGACAUUUUUUAAUGAUCUAUUCUGCCUAGUAACAGGAGGCACACAUGUUUAUAGUCUAUUCAACCCAGAUAUGUUUUAUUUUCUAUUCAAAGAAGAAGACAUGACAAAUGUUUUCUAUUUUACCUAGCAACAGGAAGCAGACAUCUUUCAUCUGGUAUUCUGCCGAGCAACAACAAGAAAAUAAAAGGAUAGAUAAGGUGCUGUCUUGGUUUUUCCUUCAUUCUUCACGCUCCUCGCCAUGAGUGAUGAUGUAACACAAAGACUUGUAGUCCAAGUUCCCUGAUGCGUCGAUGUUGGACGACUGAAACAUUUGCUUGACCUGAACGCAAAAAAAUCCCAUUAUUAAACGGCGAGUCAUCGUAAUAGAUCAUAGAGGUUACCUCUUCCUGUGUGAACUUGUCAGCUUGUGUUGUCAAGAGUUUC